AUGCUCCUUUCCUUCCUUCCUUCCUUUCUCUCCCUCUCUGCUCCUUUUCUUCCUUCCUUUCUCUUAAUUUGUUCUUUUUCCCUUCCUUUUUUUCUUUCAAUCUGUAUAUUCCUUCCUUCCUUUUUUUCUCCCUUUCUUCCUUUUUUGAACUUCCUUUCUUUCCCUCUCUGCCAUUUUUUCCUUCCAUUCUUCUGCCUCAUUCCCUUUCACUAUAUUCCUUCCUUUCUCUCCCUAUUGCUCCUUCCCUUCUUUUUUCCUGCCUUCUUCCUUUUUAUUCCCUUCCUCCCUCCCAUCCUUCCUUCCCUCUUGAAUUAUUCUGGGUCAAGUCGGAGCAAUCAGCGGACAAUGUUUGCACCUGCAAAACUGACAGUGAGUGGUGUCUUUGCCAAACUAAAAGAAAUAGCAUUGAUGACUGGAAACUCAGCAAUGUCUAAGAAAAUUGAUCGAAUUAAGGGAAUGUUUGUGGCUUGUCGAUCAUGUGAAGCACGGUAUCUGAUAAGAUCUCUUGGAGGCAAACUUCGUAUUGGUCUUGCUGAGCAGUCAGUUUUGGCAGCCCUUGGCAAUGCUGUCUUCCUUACUCCACCAGGACAAGAAUUUCCUCCCCAAAUUACUGAUGCUGGAAAAGGACUGAGUGCUGAUACUUUGAAAAAGAAAUUAGAAGAGACAACUCUCAUCAUCAAGACAACAUAUUGUGAAUGUCCCAGUUACGAUGCCAUUGUCAAAGUUUUAUUAAAAGAUGGUAUAGAAGAGCUACCAAAGAAGUGCAAAUUGACUCCAGGAAUCCCCUUAAAGCCAAUGUUGGCUCAUCCCACAAAAGGAGUGAGUGAAGUCUUGUCUCGAUUUGAUGGAGCCGUAUUUACCUGUGAAUAUAAAUAUGAUGGUGAACGAGCACAGAUUCACCUGAAAGAGGAUGGGAAAAUAGAAAUCUACAGUCGCAACUCAGAAGACAACACGUCCAAAUAUCCAGACAUUAUUGAACGCAUCAAUAAAUCAUUCAAAGAAAAUGUCAAGUCAUGCGUUCUCGAUGCCGAAGCUGUGGCCUGGGACAAGGAGAAACAAACGAUUCUUCCUUUCCAGGUGCUUAGCACUCGAAAACGAAAGGAUGCCUCAGCUUCAGAAAUCAAAGUUCAAGUUUGUGUUCAUGCGUUUGACCUUUUGUACUUCAAUGGGGAGUCACUUGUAAAGGAGCCACUUAGACGCAGACGUCAACUCUUGUGGGACAAUUUUACUGAAAUUGAGGGUGAAUUUGUCUUUGCUAAAUCUCUCACGACAUCAAAUACAGAAGAAAUUGCUGAAUUCUUAGAAGAAUCCAUUAAAGGUAACUGUGAAGGUUUGAUGGUCAAAUCUUUGGAUGUUGAUGCCACGUAUGAAAUUGCCAAAAGAUCUCAUAAUUGGCUCAAGUUAAAGAAAGAUUAUCUGGAUGCUGUUGGAGAUACCUUGGAUCUUGUUGUCAUUGGUGGCUAUUCAGGUACAGGCAAACGUACUGGACGAUAUGGAGGAUUUCUUUUGGCUUGCUACGAUGAGGAGAAUGAAGAAUUCCAGACCAUUUGCAAAAUUGGCACUGGAUUCAAUGAUGAAGACUUAGAGAAGCACGCUACAUUCUUUAAGGAACACAUAAUUAACAAGCCUAAGCCUUACUACCAAUGGGCUUCAAGUGUUGAACCUGACCAUUGGUUUGAAGCUGUCCAAGUGUGGGAGGUCAAAGCAGCUGAUUUGUCCAUUUCUCCUGUCCACAAAGCAGCUGCAGGAAAAGUUGGCUCCGAAAAGGGUAUUUCCCUGCGAUUUCCCAGGUUUUUACGGAUACGAGAUGAUAAAAAACCAGAAGAUGCUACUUCCGCUAGUCAGGUUGCCGAAAUGUACUGUAGCCAAGAGCAACAGCCGUUUUGGUUAUAUUUUGAACUCUUGCUUUCUAAACUUUUGCUUCUCUUUUUGUCUUUACUCACUGGCGUCACUAUCUUUUCUUUCUUUUCCUUCUUGUUCUUCUUCAGUCUCAGUAUCUCUUCCUUCUCUUUUAUCUUUCUUCUUUUUUCUCUUCUUUAUUUAUCUCUAAUCUUUCUUUCUUUCUUUCUUUCUUCCUUUGUAUUCUCAUCGUUCUCUUCCCCUUUAUUAAUUUUGUCUUCAAUCUUAGUACCUCUUUCUCUCUUUUAUUUUUCUUCUUCUUCUUUCUCCUCCUUAUUUAACUCUCAUCUUUCUUUCUUUCUUUCUUUCUUUCUUUGUGUUCUCAUCGUUCUCUUCCCCUUUCUUAAUUUCGUCAUCAAUCUUAGUACUUCUUUCUUCUCUUUUAUCUUUCUUCUUCUUUCUCCUCCUCAUUUAACUCUCAUCUUUCUUUCUUUCUUUCUUUCUUUCUUUCUUUCUUUCUUCCUUUGUAUUCUCAUCUACUUCUUUCUUCUCUUUUAUCUUUCUUCUUCUUUCUCCUCCUCAUUUUUUCUCUCAUCUUUCUUUCUUUCUUUUUUCUUUUUUCUUUCUUUCUUUCUUUCUUUCUUCCUUUGUGUUCUCAUCGUUCUCUUCCCCUUUCUUAAUUUCGUCAUCAAUCUUAGUACUUCUUUCUUCUCUUUUAUCUUUCUUCUUCUUUCUCCUCCUCAUUUAACUCUCAUCUUUCUUUCUUUCUUUCUUUCUUUCUUUCUUUCUUUCUUCCUUUGUAUUCUCAUCGUUCUCUUCCCCUUUCUUAAUUUCGUCAUCAAUCUUAGUACUUCUUUCUUCUCUUUUAUCUUUCUUCUUCUUUCUCCUCCUCAUUUAACUCUCAUCUUUCUUUCUUUCUUUCUUUGUGUUCUCAUCGUUCUCUUCCCCUUUCUUAAUUUCUACUUCUUUCUUCUCUUUUAUCUUUCUUCUUCUUUCUCCUCCUCAUUUAACUCUCAUCUUUCUUUCUUUCUUUCUUUCUUUCUUUCUUUCUUUCUUUCUUCCUUUGUAUUCUCAUCUACUUCUUUCUUCUCUUUUUCUUUCUUCUUCUUUCUCCUCCUCAUUUUAACUCUCAUCUUUCUUUCUUUCUUUCUUUCUUUCUUUCUUUCUUUCUUUGUUUUCUUUUUUUCUUUUUAUUUCUCUUUUUCGUCAUCUUUCUUUUCUUACUUCUUUUUCUUUUUUUUUUUUUCUUCUUUCUCCUCCUUUUUUAACUCUCAUCUUUCUUUCUUUUUUCUUUCUUUUCUUUUUUUUUUCUUUGUAUUCUCAUCUAAAAGUUUUUUCUCUUUUAUCUUUCUUCUUCUUUUUCCUCCUCCUUUUAACUCUUUUCUUUCUUUCUUUCUUUUCUUUCUUUCUUUCUUUCUUUCUUUCUUUCUUUUUAUUUACUUCUUUCUUCUUUUUUUUCUUUUUUUUCUUUCUCCUCAUUUUUAUCUCAUCUUUUCUUUCUUUUGUUUCUUUUCUUUCUUUCUUUCUUCCUUUGUAUUCUCAUCGUUUCUCUUCCCCUUUCUUAAUUUCGUCAUCAAUCUUUCUCUACUUCUUUCUUCUCUUUUUCUUUUCUUCUUUCUUUCUCCUCCUCAUUUAACUCUUUUUUUCUUUCAUUCUUUCUUUCUUUCUUUCUUUUUUUUUUUUCUUUUUUCUUUCUUUCUUUCUUCCUUUGUUUCUUUUCUUUCUCUUUUUUUCUUAAAUUUCGUCAUCAAUCUUAGUUCUUCUUUUCUUCUCUUUUAUCUUUCUUCUUUUUUCUCCUCCUCAUUUAACUCUCAUCUUUCUUUCUUUUCUUUCUUUCUUUCUUUCUUUCUUUCUUUCUUUCUUUCUUUUUCUUUUUUCCUUUUUUAUUCUCAUCUACUUCUUUCUUCUCUUUUAUCUUUCUUUCAUCUUUCUUUCCUCCUCAUUUUAACUCUCAUCUUUCUUUCUUUCUUUCUUUUCUUUCUUUCUUUCUUUCUUUUUAUUCUCAUCUACUUCUUUCUUCUCUUUUUUUUGAUUCUUUUUCAUUCUCCUCCUCAUUUAACUCUCUCUUUCUUUCUUUCUUUCUUUCUUUCUUUCUUUCUUUGUGUUCUCAUCGUUCUCUUCCCUUUCUUAAUUUCGUCAUCAAUUUUAGUACUUCUUUCUUUCUCUUUUUAUCUUUUUUCUUCUUUCUCCUCCUCAUUUUUCUCUCUCAUCUUUUUUUCUUUCUUUCUUUCUUUCUUUCUUUCUUUUCUUUUUCUUUCUUUUUUUUCUUUCUUUCUUCCUUUUACUUCUUUCUUUUUUUUUAUCUUUCUUCUUCUUUCUCCUCCUCAUUUUUCUCAUCUUUCUUUCUUUCUUUCUUUAUUUUUCUUUCUUUCUUUCUUUCUUUCUUUCUUCCUUUGUAUUCUCAUCGUUCUCUUCCCUUUCUUUUUUUCGUCAUCAAUCUUUUAUACUUCUUUCUUCUCUUUUAUCUUUCUUCUUCUUUCUCCUCCUCAUUUUAACUCUCAUCUUUCUUUCUUUCUUUCUUUCUUUCUUUCUUUCUUUUUUUCUUUCUUUUUAAAUUUUAAAAAGUUUUUUUCUCUUUUUUCUUUCUUCUUCUUUCUCCUCCUCAUUUUUAACUCUCAUCUUUCUUUCUUUUCUUUCUUUCUUUCUUUCUUUCUUUCUUUCUUUCUUUUUGUUUAUCAUCGUUCUCUUCCCUUUCUUAAUUUCGUCAUCAAUUUUAGUACUUCUUUCUUCUCUUUUAUCUUUCUUCUUCUUUUCUCCUCCUCAUUUUUUUCUCAUCUUUUUCUUUCUUUUCUUUUUUUUCUUUCUUUCUUUCUUCCUUUGUAUUCUCAUCGUUCUCUUCCCCUUUUCUUAAUUUUUGUCAUCAAUCUUAGUAAACCUUUUUCUCUUUUAUCUUUUUUUCUUCUUUCUCCUCCUCAUUUAACUCUCAUCUUUCUUUCUUUCUUUCUUUCUUUCUUUCUUUCUUUUACUUCUUUCUUCUCUUUUAUCUUUCUUCUUCUUUCUCCUCCUCAUUUAACUCUCAUCUUUCUUUCUUUUAAAUUUCUUUCUUUCUUUCUUUCUUUCUUUCUUUUCUUUCUUUCUUUCUUUUUUUACUUUUGUUUCUCAUCUACUUCUUUCUUCUCUUUUAUCUUUCUUCUUCUUCUUUCUCCUCCUUAUUUAACUCUCAUCUUUCUUUCUUUCUUUCUUUCUUUCUUUCUUUCUUUCUUUCUUCCUUUGUAUUCUCAUCUAAUGCAAUUUCUUCUCUUUUAUCUUUCUUCUUCUUUCUCCUCCUCAUUUUUACUCUCAUCUUUCUUUUUUUUCUUUCUUUCUUUCUUUCUUUCUUUCUUUUUUUUUUUCUUUCUUUGUGUUCUCAUCUUAAAUUUCUUCUCUUUUAUCUUUCUUCUUCUUCUUUCUCCUCCUUAUUUAACUCUCAUCUUUCUUUCUUUCUUUCUUUCUUUCUUUCUUUCUUUCUUUCUUUCUUUUUUUUCUUUGCAUCCAUUUAUUCUCUUCUCUAACUCAGAUUUUUUCUUCUUCAAUCUCAACUCUUUUUCCUCUUUCCUCUUUUCUCUUUUUCUUUUUUUUUUGUCUACUUCUUCUUUAAAGAAAGAAAUUUAUACAUACGCGCAAAUUAUAUGCAUGUACGUAUAUUUUUUCUCAUACCCCUAUCUAUCUAUCUAUCUAUCUAUCUAUCUAUCUAUCUAUCUAUAA
This is a messenger RNA of Acanthosepion pharaonis, 5523 nucleotides long. The record is from the annotation of a GenBank genome assembly. Lineage: Eukaryota; Metazoa; Mollusca; Cephalopoda; Sepiida; Sepiidae.